Molecule: messenger RNA, 447 nt
Organism: Oppia nitens
Lineage: Eukaryota; Metazoa; Arthropoda; Arachnida; Sarcoptiformes; Oppiidae
Product: chymotrypsin-like elastase family member 2A
Exons: 3
Coding region: 1-447 (148 amino acids)
Biological process (GO): proteolysis
Molecular function (GO): serine-type endopeptidase activity
Source: RefSeq, a predicted model, not a curated record
AUGAUACAUAUCAAGUUUGACCAUAAAGUCGGAUAUUAUACGAUAAACGGUAUUUGUUUGCCCGAAAAAUAUCCCGAUGACCCCUAUAAUGAUGAGUUGGCACUGUAUGCCGGUUUUGGUCGACUGGCCAAUGGUGUAGUCAAUGAGGGACGUUUGCGUACGGGUUUUGUUAAAAUAGACAAUUUCAACACCCAAUCGUCCGGUGAGCCCAGGAUUUAUACUAAACGAUAUCCAGAGGGAAGGGGAAUCGGUUUGUGUAUAGGUGAUUCUGGCGGACCAUUGAUACAGUAUGUGGACGGGGGUCGGGCCGUAAUCAUUGGUAUAGCGAGUAUAGUAUUGAGAGGUACUGACGAUUGUUUCAUCAAUAGUACCGACAGUUUUAUGAUUUUCCUGAGAGUAUCCAAUUAUGUCGAUUGGAUUAAUCAGACUGUUAUUGAUAAUCAGUAA